AGUCAACCAAUGAGUCUCUACUUCUUCUUCUACCAUUAAAUAUCCAUUCAAUCUUUAAGGAAAGUUACAAAACCUACAUACUCUCACCCUUGUACUAAUUUAUUAAUUCUGUCUCCUCUUUUCACACACAAAACACACUUCAAAACAAACAACAUAGGACCAUGUUGUUUAAGAUACCAAACAACCGACCCAUAAUCACCAUGUUUCUGUUUCUAAUCUUCAUCAUAAACAUAAUCUUAGUAACAUCAUCAUCAUCAUCUGAUCUAAAACCUGGGUAUUACUCAAAAACAUGUCCACAAGCUGAAAUCAUUGUCAGAGAUGCUAUGAAAAAAGCUCUUGCAAGAGAACCAAGAAGUGUUGCCUCUGUUAUGCGCUUUCAAUUUCAUGAUUGCUUUGUUAAUGGGUGUGAUGCUUCUAUGUUGCUUGAUGAUACACCAACUAUGCUUGGAGAAAAAUUGGCCCUUUCAAAUAUAAAUUCACUUAGAUCAUUUGAAGUUGUUGAUGAGGUGAAAGAAGCUGUAGAGAAGGCUUGCCCUGGAAUUGUUUCUUGUGCUGAUAUCAUAAUCAUGGCUUCUAGAGAUGCUGUAGCACUGACAGGAGGACCUGAUUGGGAGGUGAAGUUAGGAAGAUUGGACAGCUUGACAGCUAGUCAAGAAGACUCUGAUAACAUCAUGCCAAGUCCAAGAGCCAAUGCGAGCUCUCUCAUCGAUCUCUUUCAACGAUUCAACCUCACUGUCAAAGACCUUGUAGCACUCUCAGGAUCACACUCUAUCGGCAAAGGUCGAUGUUUUUCGAUCAUGUUUAGGCUAUACAAUCAAUCCGGUAGUGGAAAACCGGACCCUGCGAUUGAUCCCAGUUUUAGACUAGAGCUUGACAAGCUAUGUCCACUAGAUGUUGAUCAAAAUAAGACAGGGAACCUUGAUUCAACUCCUGUGAUUUUCGAUAACCAAUAUUUCAAGGACUUGGUUGGUGGAAGAGGAUUUCUCAACUCUGAUCAAACACUUUUCACUUACCCUCGAACAAAAGGGUUUGUUAGGUUCUAUAGCAGAGAUCAAAAUGAAUUUUUCAAAGCAUUUGUUGAAGGAAUGUUGAAAAUGGGUGAUUUACAGUCCGGUCGGCCUGGCGAGGUUAGGAGCAAUUGCAGAGUUGCCAAUGCUCGCCCUGCUAAUAUCCUGGUUCAACACAAGAUGCAGAAAAAUGUUAAAUCAAUAUGAAUUACAUGUACCAGAAGACUCGUAGAUUAAUAAGACGAUAUAUUAACUUUCAAGUAAACUGUAUAACAUCAUGACUGGUUUUAGUAUAUGAAGCAUCUCAUUCUCAUCCCAAUUCACAAGAUAUGCAAGUCUCACAAAACAUGUUAUGUUGUCAUGUUUCACAAUAGCAGUUGUAAUGUCUCCACAUUUGGAAUUGGUUUGGGUUACACUAGUCAAUAUUACAGAAAAA
Molecule: messenger RNA, 1443 nt
Organism: Trifolium pratense (red clover)
Lineage: Eukaryota; Viridiplantae; Streptophyta; Magnoliopsida; Fabales; Fabaceae
Product: peroxidase 17-like
Exons: 3
Coding region: 162-1214 (350 amino acids)
Biological process (GO): response to oxidative stress; hydrogen peroxide catabolic process
Molecular function (GO): heme binding; peroxidase activity
Source: RefSeq, a predicted model, not a curated record